AUGGAACUUCUCGACGGCCUUCUCCUUGUUCCUCCGGACCGAAACCACAUUCUCUCCAAGGCGCAAUGGAAGACCCGAUAUAUCCUCGUUGGCAGACGGACUGCAACCAACAAGCAGAAAGACCGACGAUUUGGUAACGGUACCGGGACAAAUGCGUCUGAUCCAAAACCUCUCACCAAGGUGUAUACCGACGAAUACUGCAUCUCCCUCUUCAAGUCCAAAGACGAUGUGGAACCCGCCUAUCAGUGGCCCGCGAGCUGCGUCCUCGAUUGUCAAGUCCAAAUGCUUUCCUACCGCAAGCAAGGGCCUAUCCUGCCUACACUUGUUGUCACCAUAACCGACAAGGAGCGAAAGCGCCGCUCCAGUCGAUCUGUGGGUUUGAUGGCGAGCAAAGAGGCCGGCACCAGUACUCUGUGGUUUCGAACGCUGCCAGACGAUCACAACACCAGCCUUCAUGACUGGGCUCAGUUUAUCUUGGCCAAGAAGAACCCCAUGGCGCAAGAUGGAAACACUACGCCGGUAUUUUCGAGCCCUUUCAGCCCGCGAAGCCGCGAGGCUCCAGAGUACUUUACCAGACCAGGCAGCGGAAAUCAGAACCAAGCGAGCGGCAGUCGUCCAGAUGUGCGGCCUCUACAGCACAAGAGCUCCGGCGCUACGCAUUCAACGGGGACUCGCGAACGGCCCGCCACCUUCAGCUCCGAUUCACCGAGCCUGCGGUCCAAGCGUAGCGACAUCUCCUCGCCAUCUAGCAUCAGCCAGCACCCUAUCCAGAAGGCAUUUGGAGUUCCUGGCCAAAUCUAUACCGGGCCGAUGCAUGGCGACGCAGGGUUGCCUGCUAUCAGAGACUCGGUUUACCAGGGAGAGCUGAUUGAGGGUUGGACGGCGGCUCAGGGGCGUUCCUCUACACUCAGCUCGCCUACGCGUGGUAGCGAGGCAUUGGGAUCGCCAAUGGAGGCGCCCCUGGGCUUCGACGUCCACGCGCCACCUGCCCCUGGAGAGACGAUCCUCGAUAGGGCAUUCCAGCUGGGCCAUAUUCCAUGGGCCGGAUCCAACGUCCCAGGCCAGGAGACGUUCAGUUCCAUCGCUCGCUUCGAUGCUCUCAUGCACGAAGUAGAGGGCAAGCGUAAGCAGAGAGAAGCGAAACAGCGGGCGGAGCGGGCGGCUGUGCGCAAUACGUAUAAUCCCGAGGUUGCGCCUCUUGACUUGGACGAGGAUUUCGAUUCAGACGACAACGCACAUUCUGCAGAUGAGCAAGACCUUGGCUAUGACAGAAGCCCAAUCAUUUCCCCCUCGGCUCAAAGAGCAUUAGCUUUCAUUGCAGACCGACAUGGGGAUUCACCCAGGGAACCUGGAUCGCGGCGUCCCACCAUCUCUAGGGCUCAUUUGAGCUACCAUGCCGGCACGGCGAUGGCGGCACCGCCGACUUCUCAAUCCCCCCCUUCACGACCACACACGGCCCACGCCAAGAGCCGCCUCAACGCAUCGCAGAGGACCCAGAGCACGCCUCACUUGAACCCAGUCUCUGCCGACAGGGGCGCCGAAGAUGGUGUUUCGCGAAACGCCGACCCAGACAACCGCCGUUCCGGCUCUAGUUCCAAAAGGUUGAGUUUCUCUGAAUUCACCAGAAGGCUCUCGAGCACCAGCAGCUUACUGGUAGUCCAGACCAACACCAGCGGAGACAGCCGCCGAGCAAGCGUCGCUGAGAUGGAUUCCCAGCAGCCCCUCAGCGCGCGACGGGCCGACGUGAGCCACCGCGAUACCGUUCCUCCACCCAGGAGUCGAGAAUGGCAGAAGCAAGAUCGACGCUGCCCCUGGCGCAACAGCGUUGGUGUUGUUGGUCCCGAAGGCGGAUUUCUCUGA
Trichoderma aggressivum f. europaeum is the source of this 1860-nucleotide messenger RNA. RefSeq lists its product as uncharacterized. The transcript is spliced from 3 exons. The coding region runs from base 1 to 1860 and encodes 619 amino acids. The record is from RefSeq and is a predicted model, not a curated record. Lineage: Eukaryota; Fungi; Ascomycota; Sordariomycetes; Hypocreales; Hypocreaceae.